CGCGCGCGCGCGCGCUCGUACGUUUGCAGUCCAUUCAAAUUCUCCCUCGGCGGCAGUUUGGUCCGGUUGUAGGGGGUCGAUAGCUCACCGUAUCAACGCACCAUCGUCACCGGCCGAAACCGGUCACCAGUUCACGAUCAACAAGAUCAGGUUUUUUUCGGAUGUGUUAAAUGCAUUGCAUUGCAAAAGGCGUGGUUCAAAUUCGCUGUACAUUGCUUUGCGUAUCCUUUGCGUACGGCUGGUAAAAACGCUGCCAAACAACAGGCAGAUAUAUUGUGCGGACAGUGCAAAACAGUUAUGUGCACCAGUGAUUAAACUAAAUGCGAUACGAUAACGAUGCCACAAAGUCGCGAGAUGGCAGUUAGGGGUGGUUUCUGGAUGAUAAUGCUGUUGGCAAUGGGAGUUCUGCCGUUUCCCCAUGCAGCGGCGGAAGUGGACAGUGCUCGACCGAAUAUAAUUUUUAUUUUAGCUGACGAUCUCGGCUGGAAUGAUGUCGGAUUUCAUGGAUCGGCACAAAUCCCAACGCCCAACCUGGACGCACUGGCUUACUCGGGCAUCAUCCUCAAUCGGUACUACGUGAAUCCAAUUUGUACACCCUCCCGUUCGGCACUGAUGACGGGCAAGUAUCCCAUACACACCGGAAUGCAGCAUACCGUGCUGUACGCGAUGGAACCACGUGGUCUUCCCCUGUCCGAGAAGCUGUUGCCCCAGUACCUGAAGGAUCUUGGAUACUCGAACCACAUCGUUGGCAAGUGGCAUCUGGGGCACUAUCAGCUGCGAUUCACCCCAAUGCAGCGGGGCUUCGACAGUCAUACCGGGUUCUGGACCGGACACCAUCACAUGAACGAUCACACGGCGGUAGAACACGGCCACUGGGGUCUGGACAUGCGCCGGGGGUACGAUGUCGCCUACGACCUGCACGGCCAGUACACGACGCACGUGCUCGUUGCCGAAGCAAUCGCCGUAGUGCAAGGACACAACAAGAGCUCCCCCCUAUUUCUGUACGUGGCCCAUGCCGCCGUCCAUUCGGCCAAUCCGUACGACUUUCUGCCCGCUCCGGACGAAACGGUGGCAAAUCUGGGACACAUUGAAAACUACCGCCGGCGUAAGUUUGCCGCCAUGAUGGUCGAGCUGGACCGUACGGUUGGGAGUCUCGUAGACGCGCUGCAUGCACGUGACAUGCUCGAGAAUACGAUCAUCGUGUUUAGCAGCGACAAUGGCGGCCCAGCGGAUGGGUUCAACGAUAAUGCCGCCUCUAAUUGGCCACUGCGCGGGGUGAAGAAUACGCUCUGGGAGGGUGGCCUGCGAGCGGCCGGGUUCAUUUGGAGCCCACUGCUUCAAAAUGUGAGCCGUGUGUCGCACCAAAUGGUGCAAGUUUGCGAUUGGCUGCCGACGCUAUACGAAGCUGCAGGUGGUAAUGUCAGCGCACUGCCGACCGACCUGGACGGGAUCAGCGUGUGGCAUGAGCUGAGCAGUGGGGCUCCAACGCGACGUAUCGAGAUACUGCACAACAUUGACGACAUUUGGGGCACCGCGGCCCUGACCGUGGGAAACUGGAAGCUCGUCAAAGGCUCACACUACAACCGCACCUGGGACGGAUGGUACGGUCCGGCGGGGAUACGGGACGAAAAGGCGUAUGCGCUGGAUACGCUCGCCAACAGUCCGGCAGGGAAGGUGAUGGAGGAGCUGAGUCUACUGCCCACUCCGGAACGCAUCACGCAACUUCGCCGCGAGGCGACGGUAUCGUGUGGCGCCGGUGCGCACAUGGCCAGCGAGUGUGAUCCGCUCGAGCGCCCCUGCCUGUACGAUGUGGAAAGCGAUCCCUGCGAGUACAAUAACCUUGCCGAGGAGCAUCUGCACAUACUGCAGAGUUUGCUGGCCAGGCUUGCCGACUACAACAGCACUGCCGUUCCGCCGUCCAAUCUCGAGGAUGACCCGCGGGGCGAACCGCAGCGCUGGAACUUCACGUGGCACAAUUUCGGCGACGAGCCAGAACCGGAAGUGCUGCUGAAUGAACACGUAGACUAAGAGAGGGUAAGCGAAAGCGACAAGAAAACCAAAACUAAAGUAUAGCGACCUCAUGAUUAAUACUGCAGAACUUCAUUUUAUUAUUCAUUCAAACACAGAGGAAACAUUAUCUAAGUAAAUCGCUAAAUAAAUUAACUGUUCAACCGUUUAGUUUAAAUUAAAAGCAUAAACUUAUCGUCAACCUUACAGGCCUCGCUCAGCAUAACUACAAAAAUCCCUAGAGAAAAACAGUGUAGCGGGCAAAUUUCACACACUGUAAAACUUUGCAAACGACACAGACACAAACUGCUGAUUGCAGCGGUAGACGAAGCGAUAGUUUGAUUUGUUAUAGGUUUAUGGGUUUGCUUUGCAUUUAUUAGUUCUAUUUGUAGCACAAUAUUGUCUAACAAUGAACCGGCCGACACAUCGCGAUCGGAUGGCGGAGGAAAACUUGACGGUUUACGCUUUAAGUCCUAUUGUAUACUUUCCCACUUGUACUCUCUCUCUCUCUCUCUCUCUGGUUAGCUGGAACGAGCCAACAUUGGUGGCUGUAGUUAAUGGACAGUUUUAGGUUUUGAAUUUUGCCCCUUGUGGUGCUUGCUGUUUCUCGUUUCUCGUUUACAGUGCUCUAGAUGCCGCAUAUCGUGAUCGUAAUAUAUGACAUAAAAAAUAAACAGGAAGCAAACUUUA
Messenger RNA from Anopheles coluzzii, 2697 nucleotides. Its product is annotated as arylsulfatase B. Lineage: Eukaryota; Metazoa; Arthropoda; Insecta; Diptera; Culicidae. The transcript is spliced from 3 exons. Bases 337 to 2028 code for a protein of 563 amino acids. The record is from RefSeq and is a predicted model, not a curated record.